AUGAGAUACCGCGGGCCAGUGUGGACUAAAACAGAAACAGAAGCGUUGCUAAAUAUUAUUAUAAAAAAUAAUCUGUUGGAAAAGUCAAGCACAAGUGGCCAGCUGAGUCACGCACUGGUGAAACCGCUGCUGAGCAAAGGAUUCGAGCGGACAGCGGUCCAGAUAAGACUUAAACUCCGCUCGCUGCGUCUGAGCUACCAGAAAUGCAAGAAAAAAAAUUGCACGCCACGUGCUAUGAAGGAGUGUCCUUACUACAGUUUGCUGGACAAAAUUUACGCGGGUGAGGACGCGAUGUUCGUCAAGCAAGAGCCGCACCACGUGGAGCCCUUCGAGGAGCCGCUCAGUAUAAAUGCAAUUACAAACAACACAAACAUUUGGAUCGACCAGGAGAUCCAAACUAUGCUCACGAUAAUCGAUGACAUGUGUCUCUCCAAUGAUUUGUCGCUAAAGGGGUUCGCAAACUCCGCGCUCAAGCUGAUUAGCAACGCGCUGGAGGUCUCGGGGAUCAAAAGGUCGGCCAACCAGGUCAAAGUGGCUCUGACGAAUCUCAAGAAGGCCUACAUAAAGAGCCGCGAGUCUCUGGAAGCGGGCAGCAUCGAGGCUCUUACCUGUCCCUUCUACGAGUACCUGGAGAAAUUCUGGGGCGGAGAGAAGCUCCACCGGGAGAAUACCAAAAAAUGCGAAGUCGAAAGACUGCCUUCGAUUGACGAUGCGAUUAAUGAUGUAAUUGUUGGGAAGGAAAUUCACAGUCGUCAUCACGGCUCUAAUGUUAUUGAUUUAAAAAAUGGGCUGGAGCACGAGGAAAAUAAUUUUGCUCUGGAUGAUAACAAUUUUAAUUUGGACGGGAAUAAUUACAGCUUGAAUGAUGAUAAUAAUUACACGCUGGAUCAUACCAGUUAUAAUGUUGAUAAUAAUUAUUUGUUGAGUGACAAUAAUUACCCUGUUGAGAGCAUUGAAAGUAUUGAUGAGGAGGAGGAGGAGGUGGAGGAUGAGGAGUACUUGACUGCUGAUGGAAGUUCUGCGAUUGUUGUUGACCUCUGCGAGGACGAAAUUGAUCAGGAUAAUGUUUAUAUUAAUGGGAUUGAGGAGCAUAUUAUUAUCUCGCUGAGCAACGCUAGUAAAUUAAUUGAGCCACUGGCUAGAGCUGGGUACACCAGAUCGACGCAGCAGAUUAUCAGCAAAAUAAAAAACAUGAGAACUGCUUACUUGAGAUGUAUUGCUCAAGGCUGCACGCCGGACGCCAUCAGGGAGUGUCCGUACUUUGAGUACCUUGAUAGGCUGUAUGAACAGCAUAAAAAAUAUCCGGAUGAUGAUGAUGCCUUGGCGCCGCCAGAGCCUGUUUCAAGGAGGAUUGACAGUGAUGAUACAAAUGGAUUUAUUAAUGAUAAAGAGUCUGAGUCUGGGGAUCAUAGUUACAAUUCAGCGCAUAUUGAUAAUGAUGAUGAUAAUGAUGCGGACAGGAAGUUCAAGAAACCUGGUCAGGAUGUUCUUUGGUCGCCGGUUGAGUCUAUUGUUGAAAAUGAUGUUAAUAUGAGAAUAGACGAUCAAUUCGAGUCUUCAGCAAUUGAGCAGACUGACGAAGUCUUAGACCAGGAACACGACCAGCAAGAGCAGCAAAAUUACCUGGACGACGGAAUAAUGGAGCAUGAAAACAUUGAAAUAAUGGACAACUGCGAGUUAAACUCGUCGAUAUUAACAGGGAUGGACUCUGAAGUAUCACUAGUGCAAUUUGUUAACAACAAGAUCGGAGAGAGCCGACCAACUGACGAUGUCCCGAAAAUUAUCUCCAAUAUUAAGAAAGAAGCAAUUAAUUCCGACGAAGAAGUUGAAGCGACCAAUGAUGUGAGUGAUUCUUUAAACCAAGAAAAAAUAGUUAACCCUGAUAUCAUUCUGGAGCACGAGUCCGGUAUUGUGUUAACCAAGGACGAGACAGCUAAUAUGAUAGGGAACUACAAUUCGAUGGAGUACAAACCGGUCCAGCAGAUGCGCAUCAAGACAGAAGUGGUGCAGAACAACGAAACUCCCUCACAAACGGAGCCCCAGGUCCGCGAAGGCUCGCUGACCGCUGCAUUCAUGCAGUCGGUGGUCCAGCAGAUUCUGAAGCACGAAGAGAAGCUCCAGGAGCAGCACCACAGGUGGAUGGAGCGACAAUUCGAGAUCCAAAGACAGCACGAUCGUAGCCAGCGGGAGCUGCUCUUAGCUGAGUUACGGGAAUUCCGGAAAACUAUUGCACACAAUAAUUCUAAUAAUAAUUUUUUAUCUGAUCAUUAA
Messenger RNA from Cotesia congregata, 2271 nucleotides. The record is from the annotation of a GenBank genome assembly. Lineage: Eukaryota; Metazoa; Arthropoda; Insecta; Hymenoptera; Braconidae.